Messenger RNA from Thlaspi arvense, 1050 nucleotides. The record is from the annotation of a GenBank genome assembly. NCBI's taxonomy places the organism in Eukaryota, Viridiplantae, Streptophyta, Magnoliopsida, Brassicales, Brassicaceae.
AUGAAAAAUGUACACAGGUCUUGGAUUAUGGAUGUCCCAUGGAUUGCGAGGAAUGUAAAGAAUGCGUCUGUGUCUUCAGAUCUGCAGAUUAAAGACUGUGGAGCUUGUAUAAAAUGCCCUACCUGCUCUUGUCUUAUAGAGAACAGCAAUGUUCAGGUACAGACUCCAUGGCCAGGCCUUCCUAAAGGUGUGCGGUUCGAGCCAACCGAUGAAGAAGUGAUCGAGCAUUUGGAAGCUAAGUGUGGGAUCUAUGGCUUAAAGCCACAUCUUUGUAUCCAAGACUUUAUCUGCUCUUCAGUGAGUGAUAUCAAUUACACUCACCCUCAAAACCUUCCAGGUGUGAAAAAGGAUGGAACUAGUGCCUUCUUCUUUAACAAGACGGUGAAGGCAUAUACAAAUGGGGAGAGAAAGAGGAGACGGGUCACACCGUCGGGUCUCAAGGAUGAAGCGGUUCGCUGGCACAAGACAGGUAAAACCAAACCGGUCAUGCUCAAUGGAGUCCAGAGAGGCUCCAAGAAGUUCAUGGUGCUCUACAAGAGCGCGAAGAAGGGAUUAAAACCCGAGAAAUACAGAUGGGUUUUGCACCAGUACCACUUGGGAACGGAAAAGGAGAAGAUUGGAGAAUAUGUUGUUUCCAAGAUCAUGUAUCAGCAACAAACGCAAUCUGCGGGUGAGAGUGAGAGUUUUAGGGUUCGAGGUGGCACAAGAAGGCCGAAAACUACUAAUCCUACACCACCAAGACCUGUGGUUUCUGUUGCUGAGGAUGAUCAUAUAGCUUAUGAUGAUACUGAGAUGGUUCUUGAUCCAUUGGUCCAGGGACUGGAGACCAUUCCACAAGCUUCUUGUGGUUCGACCUCACACGAAAGAGCUCAACGAGUUGAAGAAGAUCCAUCGUCCAUUGUGGAGAAGAAACCGAAUCAUUGGGAUAUCGACAUUGGGUCUGAAAACUUUAUAGUGCCAGAGUCGGAGAAUGCAGACUUAGGGACUCUCCCUGAUUUCCAUUCCUUUGCUUCUGAGGACAGUUUAUUGAAUUGUCUAGGAUGGAUUUGA